UCUUUUAAUAAUAGGCGAUUUUUUAUUUUUAAGAAACAUUUUUUGACGUCAAGAGUGUUUUAUUUAUUGUUAUUUUUAUUUUAUUUUUAUUUUUUUAAACAUUUUUUUUCCUCCUCUUCUCCAAAAAUGUGCGAGGCGCUGUUGGCAAGCUCCCACAGUCUAUGCAUGUGUGUCCCUGCUGCUUCUCUGCUGGGCUACAGCUACUAAACCUAGCUGCUUUUCACUCGGUGCUUAGCUAACAUUAGCCUGGCCGCGUUUAUUGACUUGAAGUACAAGAGAGGGGGGAAAAACAAGCGAAUGUAAAGCGUGUUUGUGCGAUCUGCUUUCCCUUUAUUUUUUUAAUGACAACAGCUCUCAACUUAAUCGUCGCUGUCGGGAUAUAUAAGACGAAGUGUUGUAUGAUUUUGUCGUAGAGAGUAGUUUGCUUGGCUAGCUAACUGGCUAGCUAUUUGUGUGUAUUCUUCGAGUAAGGAAAACGGCGAGUUUUCUUUGAAAGUAUGGAUGACCAGACCAGGAUGAUGACGGGUCUCACCGGACUCGGUGGACUACAACAAGCCGAUGUAGGAGACCCAGACUCGGUCAGGAAACAGCAGUCCCUCGGUCAGCCUCAACAAGACAUAGGGGAUAUCCUACAGCAAAUAAUGGCCAUCACCGACGAAAGCCUGGACGAAGCACAGGCCAGAUGCUGGCCAGAGGAUUCGCCGGCGCAUUGGGGUGGAUCAGACGACCCCACAGAGGGAGGGAGAGCAGGGGGGGGCAUGGCAGGGGGUGGCCUGCCACUCAACUUCCAGCACAGGAAGCAUGCCCUGAACUGUCACAGAAUGAAGCCAGCCCUCUUCAGCGUUCUCUGUGAGAUCAAAGAGAAGACGGUGCUGAGUAUACGAGGUGUACAGGAGGAGGACCCCCCAGAUCCCCAGAUCAUGAGGUUGGACAACAUGCUGCUAGCAGAGGGUGUGUCAGGACCAGAGAAAGGUGGAGGAUCGGCUGCAGCUGCUGCAGCUGCAGCAGCAGCAGGGGGCUCGCCCACCGACAGCAGCAUCGAACACUCCGACUACAGAGCGAAGCUCGCCCAAAUCCGCCAGAUAUAUCACUCUGAGCUGGAGAAGUAUGAGCAGGCAUGCAGUGAGUUCACCAACCAUGUAAUGAACCUGCUGAGAGAGCAGUCUCGCACACGGCCCAUCUCUCCCAAGGAGAUUGAGCGCAUGGUGGCCAUCAUCCACCGCAAGUUCAGCUCCAUUCAGAUGCAGCUCAAACAGAGCACCUGCGAGGCCGUCAUGAUCCUGCGCUCACGCUUCCUCGAUGCCAGACGCAAGAGACGCAACUUCAACAAGCAAGCUACGGAGGUGCUGAACGAGUAUUUUUACUCCCACCUGUCUAACCCUUACCCAAGUGAGGAAGCAAAGGAGGAGCUGGCCAAAAAGUGUGGGAUCACUGUGUCUCAGGUCUCUAAUUGGUUUGGCAACAAGAGAAUACGUUACAAGAAGAACAUUGGUAAGUUCCAGGAGGAAGCGAACCUCUACGCAGUUAAAACAGCGGUGGAUGCUGCCAAUGUGUCGGCGCAGGCUAGCCAGGCUAACUCUCCGGCAACGCCAAACUCAGGUGGAUACCCUGCACCGUGCUACACACCUGACGGGCGGCUAUGAGGAGCUGUCAGGUAGUGGCCUCUACACCCCUCAUCGCCUGGAUGCUAACAGCUGGCAGGACACCACCAACCCCCCCUCGGUCACCUCCCCUCCCGGUCCUCCUGGCAGCGUCCACUCCGACACCUCCAACUGAUCCGGUGGCUCUCCCCCGCCAUCUCUUCAUUCCCAUUGUGGUCUUCUCUGACUACCAUCCUCUGUCCCCAUUUUCACUAUUCCCUCGUCACGCGACUUAACAGCCACGCAAGGCUGCCCUCACAUUUCAUAAACACACACACUGUGCUGGAACACAGGACAGCCGAACAGUAGUUAGGAGGAAUUCCUCCUCCACCCCACAGCUCCACUUCAACGCUUAGAAGCUCCGUAACUCAGAAUAAAAGAGAGAUGGAGCUUACUGAUGCUGAGACAGAUAGGAAACAUCUUUACUAUCAAGGACUUUUUGAAAACCACUGACCCAGCUGUGUAGAUGAUGUCUGUACAUUAUGUGUAUAUGCACGUUAACUUCACACAGUACUCACACAGCUUGUCCACGUGCUGUUGACCUCUGCACUCGACCCUUUGCUUUGGAAAACUGUGUGUGAUUGCCUGUAUCUCUUGAAGCCUUGGCAUUUGACAGCCAAACUGUUGAUACGGAUCACCAGGGAGCUCCGCUCACCUUGCUCGUACCAAAGUGCUGCCCCAGUAGUUGUCAACACAUCUGUUCCUCUGAGAUCACCCUCUGCCAGCUCAACACAAGACACUGUUGUAUCUUCCAGUCCUUUAUAGCUUGAUGUUUCAUUCUGUUGGAGAUUUCAAAGUGAAAUGAGAAAUGCACACAUGUGCAUGCACGCAGCCCCCUCCUCCCCCCCCUCCGCCCCCACCCCUCCCUUCCACAACACACACACGCACACACACACACACCUCGCAACUUUUCAGUCGUUUUCAUAGUGAGUUGACAUAAAAGAUGUGUCAAGCACAAAAGUUAGCAUCCUUGUUAUGGGUGUCUCUACCUGUGAAAGGGUAGUUAAGGGGAUCACUGUUCUAAACCAGGCAGGACAGGUGCUAAUAGGGCUGGUGAGAAGAGGAAGAAAGGGCAGAGAGAGGAGAAUAUCUUUGGUUGCGUGGAUGUAACUAAUAGCCCUUUUUGUUGCUAACCAAUAGAGGGUGUUGGUAGAUGGCUUGUAGAUUUAACUUCUUGCUUUCUGUCCACUAGUUUAUUUGAUUGUAGGCUAUUUUCUAAUGCUGUUUCACCAAGAAUGCACCAGCCACCACCAAAAAUUAGCUCAAUAAAGCAUCUAAAUGACGUUAGGAGAAGGGUGGAAAGAAUUGUGGGGCAUUGAUGUGUUGUUGGGACAAACGUGACAUGAAUUUAGAAAAAAACGUGACUGUCUUCCAUGCAUGUAGGACUUCUAGGCGUGAUAUUAUUGUUUUUCAUUUAACCUUCCAAGUUUUUAGCUUUGUUUUUAUUAACAAAAAAAUAAAAAUAAAAAAAAAUAAAAAGGGUAUAAUUAUUACAGUCAGACCAAAAAGGAAAAAGUGCAUCAUGUAUUGCUAUGAUGUGUGUGUCUCUGUGUGGGCGUGUGUACAGUGUUCUUGGGAUGUCUUAGUCAAACUGGCUGGUGCCCCUCUGACCUUUGUAAGCAUUAUAGAGACUGGGUGCUUCCACCAGCGGAUGACACACUCGGUGGGGUUCAACUGAGAUCUCCUCACCAUCUUGAAACAUUAAAGCUUGUGAGCCCGAGGCAACACACUACAACCUUCUGUUGUACCAAAAACCAAAAAUACCACGUUCAGCAAUGUAAUAAUGCUACUCUGUGUCUCUCUCUAAAGUCGGUGCACAGCCACCUUUUCAGUUUGAGGAGAGGAGGGAAUUAUAUUUGUAUCUGUGUCUCUCUGUGUGGUGUUGUCAUGCCUCAAGUUGAUUUAAUUUUUUUUUUCUUUUGGGGGGGGGGGUAUUUUUGUUGUGGGGCUUUAUGGGAGGGUGGGUGGAGUGAGGACUGUCACAUCGCACCUGUAAUUUGAUUGUGUGCAGUUGAGCACCUGUUUUCAUGAGGACGUAUGCCCCCCUCCCUCCCUCCCUCCCCCCUCCCUUUACCCAUCCUUUUAAUACCUUCUGGUAAGAAAAAAAACCCACGACUUUUGUUUUUAGUUCUAUAGCCAAUUGGGCAAGGGCUUCUCUCUCUCCUCUGUUACCAAAAAAAGAGGCAGCACUGGGUGUAGUAAAACUCUUAAAAUGUGUUUAAGACAAACCUACAAUGUUUUUUGGGGAUUUUCCUUCUUUGGAACUAUUUUAUACAUUAACUGUUAUGUUAAUAACAAAGCAUUUUGAUAGUAAGGUAAAGCCUUAUGAAGAUUUACGUGUCAGUCAAGACUUUGUUGAACCAUAUGUUACAGAACAAAACUUGAGCUUGUAAGCUGGUCACAUGUGAUAUCCCACAUUUAAUUACUUGUUUUGUUACUCAUCGCAGUUCAUACGACUGUAUUUUAUGAAUAAUGUUAUCGCCACACCAAAUUAUCAUGCCCCUCCCCCCUUUUCUACCUGUUGUAAUGGAUGUCACUGUACAGUUUGUGUAAUGUUUCAGUAUUUUUUUUUUUUUUUCUUCUUUUAUAAAUUUUGAUGUUUGGUUGAGAUACCAGUUUUAUUUGGCCUUUUUGUUUCACAGGAUUCACAAUAACUCUGUAUCAACUUUGAAUAUUAUUUAGGUCUUUUGUUACAUAACCGGGUGGAAAUGUAGGUUUACAGGUGGAACAUUUGGUGCUGUGGAAAGAAAACUGUAUUAAUUGAGGAUUUCUAACGGACUUUGUUAUACAUUACUCAGCAUAUUUCACUGUGUUGAUUUAUGGAACCCCUUCUCAUCUUUUUACCCACCUCAGUUUCUACAUUUUUCAGUCACUCCCUAAAUAUUUUCCCCAAUUGUUUUAAAUCUUGCUCAAAUUGCUCCAUCAGGACAUUUAUGUUAAAUUCAAGCUCUUUUUCAAAUUCAUCAGUCCCAUAUGAUGUUUAUUUGUGGUAAUUUAAUCCCAGUGAACUCUUCAAAUGAAUUUAAGAGAUCAUUUUGAAAGCAGAAACUGUUAAAAUAUGCAAGCUCUGCAUUUUGUCGAGAUUUGAAAGUUGAAACUCACACUUAUAUAAAUAUAAAACGGAAGACCUGCGGGGAGGAAGGCACGCUUCACAUUAGGGGGUUGUGGUGUAAGUUUUUGCUGUCACCCACUCUACAGCAAAUACUUUCAUGCCUUAAAAAAAAUUCGAUCUGUAAUGUCGACCCUGAGCUGCAAUUCUAAAACACAGGAUGUGCUUUUAUCAUAAGUGACUAAAUGACUUCCACAGCAUCAAAUGGCUUCGUAAACCUUUUUGAUUUCUUUGUUUUUAUUAGUAUAUUUGUAUCUCCCCUCUUUCCCUUGUAUUUACCCCUCUCUCUACCUCUGUCUUUCCAUUUCUCUUGUAUAUAACCCCCACUGUUUUCAGACUUGUGAGUCUGUAUGAACUCCUUUUAUACCUCAACUUUAGAAUUGUUCUAGAAAGAGUAAAACAAAAAGGAAGAAUAUGACAAAUUGUAGUGUUCUUAUUAGAAAAUUAAUAAAAAUGAUUUAGUGUGA
This is a messenger RNA of Scomber japonicus (chub mackerel), 5216 nucleotides long. It is a transcript of the gene pbx4, whose product is annotated as pre-B-cell leukemia transcription factor 4. The transcript has 9 exons. Bases 498 to 1643 code for a protein of 381 amino acids. Gene Ontology annotation, biological process: brain development; animal organ morphogenesis; eye development. The record is from RefSeq and is a predicted model, not a curated record. NCBI's taxonomy places the organism in Eukaryota, Metazoa, Chordata, Actinopteri, Scombriformes, Scombridae. Gene Ontology annotation, cellular component: nucleus. Gene Ontology annotation, molecular function: RNA polymerase II cis-regulatory region sequence-specific DNA binding; DNA-binding transcription factor activity, RNA polymerase II-specific.